AUGGUGGAAGAAUUGAAAGCGUUUUUUGCACAAAAUGUUGGGUCGGCGUCGGUGAGCGUAGUGUGGGAUACUUGUAAAGCGUACGUUAGAGGCCUUUACAUUCAAAAGAUCAGUAGACACAAAACUAAAUCCUGUGACGCCCAGAAAAAGCUGCAAGCUCUAGUAGUGAAGGCGGAGGAAAGAUUUGUUAAUACACCCGACAGGGCAAGUGAGGACUCCCUUAUAGCUGCUCAGGCGGGACUGAGGCAGCAUAUAUUGCAGACGGCGGACAAUCGCAGAUUUUUUGUAAAACAAAAGUACUUUGAGGCGGGGGAAAGUUCUGGGAUUGAGAUCCCGAGACUAUCAGCGACAAGUGUAGCAUGGUUAGAAGGUCCUUUAACACUCAAGGAGCUGGAAUUAGCCCUACAAUCAUUUCCCAAUGAGAAAGCUCCAGGAAACCUUCCUGCUUCUAUGAAAGAAGCUAUCGUAGUGGUCCUGCCCAAACCUGUGAGGGGCGAUGAGCAGAGUAUAGAGGACAUUCCUACAGAUAACCGCCCAGAUGACUGUACCAGGAACUUAGAGAAACAUCUUAUAUCUUUAGAUUUUGAAGUAUCUGAUCAUGGUAUCACACUAGAUACAUAUGAAGAACAUACCGAUAUCCAAGAUAUAUCUUCAUCCAUUCACAGCAAAAAUGUAUCACUUGAUCCUUUCAAACAGGUCCAAUCUUCUGAUUCAUCACAGGCUGUAGCACACAAUAAAAGUCACAGAAGAGGUGUUAAACAUCAAACAGCUCACGUAAGAGAGAAGCCAUUUUCAUGUUCAGAAUGUGGAAAAUGUUUUAAAAAGAAAUCAGCUCUGGUUAUACAUCAGAGAAUUCACACAAGAGAUAAGCCAUUUUCAUGUUCAAAAUGUGGGAAAUGUUUUAACCAGAAAUCGGAUUUUGUUAUACAUCGGAGAAUUCACACAGGGGAGAAGCCAUUUUCAUGUUCAGAAUGUGGGAAAUGUUUUAAGCAGACAUCAAAUCUUCUUAGACAUGAGAGAAUUCACACAGGAGAGAAGCCAUUUUCAUGUUCAGAAUGUGGGAAAUGUUUUGGGCAGACAUCAAAUCUUCUUAGACAUGAGAGAAUUCACACAGGAGAGAAGCCAUUUUCAUGUUCAGAAUGUGGAAAAUGUUUUAAACAGAAAUCGGCUUUUGUUACACAUUGGAGAAUUCACACAGGGGACAAGCCAUUUACAUGUUCAGAAUGUGGAAAAUGUUUUAAACAGAAAUCAGAUCUUCUUGUACAUCAGAAAAUUCACACAGGAGAGAAGCCAUUUUCAUGUUCAAAAUGUGGGAAAUGUUUUAAGCAGAAAUCGGCUUUUGUUACACAUCAGAGAAUUCACACAGGAGUGAAGCCAUUUUCAUGUUCAGAAUGUGGAAAAUGUUUUAAGCAGACAUCAAAUCUUCUUAGACAUGAGAGAAUUCACACAGGAGAGAAGCCAUUUCCAUGUUUAGAAUGUGGAAAAUGUUUUAAACAGAAAUCAGAUCUUAUUAGACAUCUGAGAAUUCACACAGGGGAGAAGCCAUUUUCAUGUUCAGAAUGUGGGAAAUGUUUUAAACAGAAAUCGGCUUUUGUUGCACAUUGGAGAAUUCACACAGGAGAGAAGCCAUUUUCAUGUUCAGAAUGUGGGAAAUGUUUUAACAAGAAAUCAUAUCUUAUUGAACAUCUGAGAAUUCACACAGGGGAGAAGCCAUUUUCAUGUUCAGAAUGUGGGAAAUGUUUUAAACAGAAAUCUGCUUUUGUUAAACAUUGGAGAAUUCACACAGGGGAGAAGCCAUUUACAUGUUCCGAAUGUGGAAAAUGUUUUAAACAGAAAUCAGAUCUUCUUGUACAUCAGAGAAUUCACACAGGAGAGAAGCCAUUUUCAUGUUCAGAAUGUGGAAAAUGUUUUAAGCAGUCAACAAAUCUUCUUAGACAUCAAAGAACUCACACAAGAGAGAAAGCAUUUUCAUGUUCAGAAUGUGGGAAAUGUUUUAACAGGAAAUUACAUCUUGUUACACAUCAGAUAAUUCACACAGGAGAGAAGCCAUAUUCAUGUUCAGAAUGUACAAACAGAUCAAAUCUUUUGAAACAUAAGCAUAUUCACACAGGGAUGAAACCACAUUCAUGUUCUGAAUGUAGGAAAUGUUUUACCCAGAAAUCAGCGCUUGUUACACAUCAGAGAAUUCACACAGUGGAGAAGCCAUUUUCAUGUUCUGAAUGUAGGAAAUGUUUUACCCAGAAAUCAGCACUUGUUACACAUCAGAGAAUUCACACAGGGGAGAAGCCAUUUUCAUGUUCAGAAUGUGGGAAAUGUUUUACUCUGAAAUCAACUCUUGUCAACCAUCACAGAGCUCAUACGGGGAAGAAGCCAUUUUCAUGUUCAGAAUGUGAGAAAUCUUUUCACCAGAAAUCUGAUCUUGUUAAACAGCAGAGAAUUCACACAUGAGAGAAGACAUAUUCAUGUUCUGAAUGUGGCAAAUUUUUUAAACAAAAAUCAAUUC
This is a messenger RNA of Bufo bufo (common toad), 2503 nucleotides long. RefSeq names its product zinc finger protein 271-like. The record is from RefSeq and is a predicted model, not a curated record. The coding region runs from base 1 to 2448 and encodes 815 amino acids. NCBI's taxonomy places the organism in Eukaryota, Metazoa, Chordata, Amphibia, Anura, Bufonidae. The transcript has 6 exons.